CACAAACAAAACAGGGUAACGCAGUUGUUGAUAUAACUGAGAACUUGUUGAGUCAUGUCAUACUGGUGUCUGGCUUUCGAGCUGAUUCACACAUCAUGGCAGAAAAGAUAGGUUGAUAAGUACCAUGGAAAACAGACUUUACGGCCAAGGAGAAAGAAGUUUUUUUCGCGGUGGAAGAAGAGGGACAGGUGGAGGAAGGUUUAACCAUGGUAGAGGAGGCUACAGAGGACGUGGAGCAAGACAAAAUCAUCAAGGCGGACAAGAUAGAUGGAGAUCGCCAAAUCGUGGAUUCAACCAUGGUAGUAUGGGUAGACAGCCCAUCACCGGGUGUCAAGUUCAGAAAUGGGAUUCCAUUGAUGAUGUGGAUAAACUAAUCGUGGAAUUAAUGGCAUCAAAAGAAAGCCUCAUUGAACUGCUACAAAAACAAGAAAUGAAAGAUAAGAUCAUCGUUCGAUUAGUGUCAAUAUUUUCUAAAAUUUGCAACUCACGAAUUCGACAGAGCAUGAUAGCUCUAUUGGUGUUGUUGCGCGACUCUUCCAUGAUAGUUAAACAUAUCCCAAAUUAUAUGAUACUCUCGAGUACGAGACAUAAUUCCGAUGAGCAAAAUAUCGAAUUUGCCGAAAAUUUAGCGCGAAUAAUCACGGAGUACUUUAAGUGUUUCCCUACGUCCUUUCAUGACAUGCCUCUGGACUCAUUACACAUGUUUGCAACAAAAUUAAAGAGUAGCGAAGAUGUGGUUAAAAAGGUACAAGAACUGACAUCAAACAGAGAAGCCAUUUUGCAUGACAUUGCAGAAAAGAAGAGUAAUAUAAAGAAGGAGGAAACUCCUUCGCAGAGCUUUCGAGAGAUGGAAGUGCACCCCACUGAAAAAGAGAUUCAUCUACGUGAAAGACCUUUUCUUAGAGCAAUAAAAAAGAGAGGCUGCUACAAUGAUGGAGAACACUACCUAGACGUCCAAUACAGAUUGCUGAAAGAAGAUUUAAUUUCACCACUUCGCGAAGGUAUACAUGAAGUGAUCGAUAAUAUACCAAGAAGGGAGCGAAAGCAUGCUCUUAAAGUUUACACUGGAAUAAAAGUACUGUACACCAACUGCACCAACCAAGGGCUCACAUAUCACAUAGCCUUCGACACAACCUAUACAAAAGGAAUUCCAUGGAAACAUUCAAAACGCUUAAUCUAUGGUAGUUUAUUGUGCUUCAGUAAAGAUAACUUUCAAACUAUGAUUUUUGCCACAGUUGCUAAUCGAGAUGCUGAAGGCUUGGCAAAUGGAGAGCUGGACAUAAGAUUCAUAGAACGUCAAUCAAGUUAUGAUUAUGUAAAGGAUGGAGAGCAAAUGUCUAUGGUGGAGAGUGCUUCGUACUUUGAGGCUUACAAGCAUGUUUUAAAAGCAUUGAAGGAGAUUCCUUCAGAUGCUGUUCCUAUGAGCUGUUAUAUAGUGGAAUGUAAAAGCAAUGUGGAAAUUCCAAUGUAUCUAAAGCAGCAUAAAAAUCCUGUGUAUGAGUUACCCAUACAGUCCAACAAUCAACAACAAAAUAUUAAAAAACCUUUUGUUUCUAAAUUUAUACCAAUUGAGUUGCUUGAGGCCGAAAGACGAUUUGCGAAAGUCGAAAUUAUGGAAGACAGUUCUUGGGAUAUAGAAACAUGCCUUAAUAAAUCCCAAGUAACAGCAUAUAAAAAUGCUUUGACAAAUGAACUGUCGGUUAUACAGGGACCACCAGGCACUGGAAAAACGCAUGUUGGUUUGCGCAUAGCAGACACAUUUUUGAUAAAUAAAAGUUUCUGGAAUAAAGGUGAGAACACACCCAUGUUAAUUGUAUGCUACACUAAUCAUGCGUUGGAUCAAUUUUUACAUGGACUGGUAGAGUUUGGUCACAAGAAUAUAAUACGAGUUGGAGGAAGAGCAAGCGAAUCUUUAAAAAAAUACUCUCUUUCAGAAGCCACUUUUCGUAUCGGACGGGAUACGAUUAUACGACAAGCGAAGAUUAACGCUUACGAAAUGAGAGACAACAUCAAGCGCCAACUGCAACCAUAUGUGGAUGGAUUGAAACAGCUAAACACAUCAACAUCUACUGGACUAUUCUUGCAUUUUGAUACUCUUCAGCAUGUAAUAAGCCCUACACAUAUUAACUAUUUUGGUUCAGUUGAAAGGAAUUGCAGGCAGUUGGGAAUAUCGGUUUUUGAUAUAUUUCUGGGAUUGUUAAAGAUCCCUCCAGAAAAUGUGAGACGUAUACAACGAAUUAAAGUUCAAGAAGAUAUGACUGACAAAAAGGGAAACGACUUUAUCAACGUCGAGGGAGAAGGCGACAAUCUUGUCAAUAGAUGGGCAGCUGAUCGUGAAAUGUUUGCGAAUGAAGGGACAGAAAAAGAUACAAAAGAAGCGUAUGCCUCUUUGCUAGUUGAUAAGGAUGGUUUUCAAGUUGUCCAACCCACCAAGAAAGAAAGGCAAAGUAGAAUUAAAGAAAACCUCGGUGUGGAAGCCUUGAAGGACAAUGAAGUAAAGAGAAUAGUCAAUCCAUGGCGACUGUCCCUAAAAAACCGGUGGAAAUUAUACAAAUAUUGGAUUCGUAUUUUCACCUCUCAAUAUUCUGCGUAUGUUCAAGGAAAAACUGAAGAUUAUGAAAAUGCUUGCGAAAGAGUUGCUGAGAUUUGUGAGCAAGAAGAAGAAAGAGUGUUGCGGCAAGCAGAUGUUAUUGCCAUGACGACAACUUGUGCAGCAAAGUAUCAACGAAUCAUGAAUAAGAUCAAACCCAAAGUAGUUAUCAUUGAAGAAGCUGCAGAAGUUCUGGAAGCACAUGUGAUGUCAUCACUGACAGACGGCACACAGCACCUGGUGCUAAUAGGCGACCACAAACAGUUACGACCGAAUCCGUCAGUUAUCGAGCUUGCUAAAAAAUUCUCAUUGGAGGUAUCUUUGUUCGAGAGGAUGGUCAAUAAUGGCAUACAGUGUCAUAUGUUAGAUACACAACAUCGAAUGAGACCAGAGAUAUCGAAAUUACUGCGCCACGUGUAUCCCACCUUGAAGGAUCAUGAAUCAGUAAUGCAGUAUCCAGAUAUAAAAGGAAUUUCAAAGAAUAUUGUUUUUAUCAACCAUCAACACGUAGAGGGUGAGAUAGAGCACCUGAAAUCAAAAUGCAAUCUCCAUGAAGCUAGAUUCAUCAAAUCAUUAUGCCGUUACUUUCUAAAGCAAGGUUAUGCUUCCAGUCAAAUCACUAUUUUGACUGGAUACACAGGUCAACUUCUUACUUUGCAGAAUAUGAUGCCACGAUCUGAAUUUGAAGGAGUACGAGUUGCUGCCGUUGAUAAUUUUCAAGGAGAAGAAAAUGAAAUAAUCUUACUUUCUCUUGUACGAAGCAACUUGGAUGGCAAAAUAGGCUUCUUAAGAACAAACAACAGAGUAUGUGUUGCCUUGUCAAGAGCUAAGCAUGGUUUGUACGUCAUUGGAAACUUUCAAGCACUGGAAGAAGCAAGUUUGUUAUGGCAAAAGAUAAUCAGCGAUAUCAGAGCCAUGAAUGCGUUACAAGAUCAUGUAACCUUAAUUUGCAGAAACCACCCUGAAACUAAAGUGAAUGCAAAAGAAGAAACAGAUUUCUUUCAAGUACCAGAGGGUGGUUGUACGAAGCCAUGCGCGUUUCGUUUAAGCUGUGGCCAUGCUUGUGCUAUGGCAUGUCAUCCAACAGAUCAAGACCAUGCAAACUACGUUUGUCGAAAAUCAUGCAAUAAAACUGUGUGUGCUGACAAUCACAAAUGUCCGAAAGCGUGCCACAAUCCCCGACCAUGCGGGAAAUGCACAUUCAAAGUAUCCAAAAUAGUGCCAAAGUGUGGACAUAAGCAAAUAAUGAAAUGUUUUGAAGAACCAAAAGACUUUAUAUGCCAAGAAAAAUGCACAAAGGUCUUUUCGUGUGGCCACAUUUGCGCGCACCAUUGUGGUGAGGAUUGUGCGCAGUUUGAAUGCAAGGUGAUAGUAAAAAAGAAGUUAAAAUGUGGCCACGAAGCAUCUGUCGAAUGUCAUUUGGAUUCCGAAAAUGUUGUUUGUUCUGAACCAUGUGAUGCGACAUUGGAAUGUCUUCAUAAAUGUACCGGGACAUGUGGCACGUGCAUUCAAGGAAGACUGCAUGUCAAGUGUUUACACGAAUGUAAAAGAAUCCUGGUAUGCUCUCAUCUCUGCGAGGAACCUUGCACUGAUUUAUGUCCUCCCUGUUUAAAAAAAUGCGAGAACAAGUGUGUUCAUAGUAACUGUCAGGAAUGCUGUGGUAAGCCAUGUGUUUUAUGCACAGAGCCAUGCGCAUGGAAGUGCGAACAUCAGCAGUGCACUGCGUUGUGUAGUGAGCUUUGUAACAGAGACAGAUGCAAUGAGCCAUGCAGUGAGCUGUUAGAUUGUGGACACGCUUGUAUUGGUUUAUGUGGAGAAAAAUGCCCAGAUUAUUGCCGUAUCUGUAAUAAGGAGAUUGUAGAAGAAAUCUUUUUCGGUACAGAAAGUGAUAAAGAUGCUAGGUUUAUUGUCCUUGAGGAUUGCUACCAUAUAUUUGAAGUUUCUUCUCUCGACACAUGGAUGGAAAUACAAGAAGAAGCAAAUAAUAUAAAAUUAAAGGAAUGCCCAAAAUGUAAAACCGUGGUGAGAAAAAGUUUGAGAUAUGGAAACAUUGUGAGGCAAACACUAAAUGAUAUCGAAGCUAUCAAGCGUAAAAUGAUUGGUGAAAAAAAUGAAAUUGAACAAAAGAAGAGAAAAGCUAACCGACUUUGGAUGAAGAUCAGAAGUCUGUCAAGUUUCUUUUUUAUGUAUACUAUGGGAGGGUCUACUAAAUCUCUCCCGAAGCUAAUUGAGAAGUCAUCAGACAUCUACACUGCUAGCAGUUUACUAAAUCAAGUAAAAUUGAUUAAAAACUUAGUUAAUUUCUUGACCGAACAGGAACUAAAAGAUCAAAAAGCAGAUGCAGAAAUAAGCUUAUUAGGUUAUCUAAUAAACUCACCACUUCGUGAACAACAAUUUAAACUGGCUAUAAUUGAAUUUGAAAGAUUGAAAUUAAUACAUAGUGCAAAAGAUACGUUGGAGCGUCUUCAGAUUAAAAAUAGGGGAUCGUACGCUAAUGUAGUUCAUAACGCCGCAUUGCUAGAUGACAUAGGAAGAUUAAGCGAAUGGUUAGCUGAACUUCGCGGGAAAUUUUUGUCAGACGCUAAACUAAAAGUAAUGUCAACAGAAAUAACUACCGUCCAGAAAAAAUGGAAUACCCAUUCAGUUACUGUAGAAGAGAAAGAAACGAUAUUAAAGGCAAUGGGCCUUGAAAAAGGUCGUUGGUUCAAAUGUGAAAAUGGGCAUUACUACGCCAUUGGUGAAUGUGGUGGCGCAAUGGAAAAAUCAAAGUGUCCUGAAUGCAACUGUGUAAUUGGUGGAGAAAAUCACGCCCUGGCAACUGGAAAUCAACACGCAGGAGAGUUUGACGAUUCUGCGUAUGCAGCUUAUUCUGAAGAAGCAAACAAUUUAAUGAACUUGGAUCCUCAAGAACUGGAACGUUUACGACGAUAAAGGUGAUCCGAAUCAGAAUUGUUGAAAACUUUUUGGCUUCAUUGUUAUUAUGGCAACGUGGUGUAUCGCAAUUUUACGGGUUUUUUACAGUUUGUUCAUAAGAAACUCGUUCCGUAGCACAUCUAGUUAGUUAAAUAACGAUCUACCUUAUGAUGUCAGAUCGGGCGAAAAUUCCCAAUCCUUCUCUAGAAAGCUAAAGAUAUUUUUUAAUUGAUAUAUUACUUGUAUUGUACAUAAAUAGCCACUAAACAUUUUUUCACGCUUUUUUGUUAUAAAAAUACCAAAAUUCUAACCACGAUAUCCAUUAUUCUUACAUAUCUAUUUUUCUAAAUAAUAGAUCUACUGGUUUUAACUUGAAAUCCCAGCCUGAUAUUCUUCUAUAUAAAAAAGCGUGUAUUUCACUUACUGGUUUUGACCUGAGCCUUCUUUGUGAGCUGUGUAAUGUAAUUCUUUGUGUUUGUUCUUUUCUUUUUACCCAAGGUGUGUUUUUAGUGAUUUCUCUCAAUUCUUUGUGACGUUGUACUUUUCUUUCCCAUCUCCAGUUUUGUUAUUAACUUUUUUUAAAAUUUUUUUCUUUUUAAUGGUAUGAUUUUUUAUGUAGCAAAAAGAUAUCUUUUCGAUUCUUAUAAAAAAGGAGUGCGCUUCUACCUUUUUUUAAAAGAAAAAAACAACAGGCUCUUAUCAUGUUGUGGUGUCAUAUGCUAAAAGUCCGGCAUGCCAGAGAUCAAAUAGCAGGCUUUUCGAUUUGAGAAAGACAAGAGUUGUGAUUUUAUGCACGUAAACUGAGUAACAAAGUAAGAUUCGAACUUUUAGUUGUUUUAGUAAAUUUCGUGUUAAUUUUUUUUGUAAUUUUAAGAAAGGGUUAUAAUUUUUAUAUAAUAACAUUUAUUGUUUUUAGUAACGACAGAAAGAAUUUUCUGUUUCAAUUUAAUUUUUCACCAGUAAUACUGAAAUCAGAAAAGUUUUAGUUUAAGAAAGUUCUUUCCAAAAAAAUUUCUUCUUAACCCAAUGAUUCUGUGUUUUACAUCAUUUCGCAGUUGAUUUUAAAUAUUUUUACCAUGGCGCAAAAAAACUUUCUUAAAACUUUCUGAUGACUUUGAACAAGAACUUCAAGCACCAGUAGAAAAAAAGUUGUUUUUGUGUAUUGUAAGGAAAUAUUCAGUGAAUAGAUAUUAUUGUUGGAGUAGUUUAAACAUUUAGUAUUUACUGUAAUCAUUUUGACAUUUUUCGAUAUAGUUUUAGAAAUAA
Hydractinia symbiolongicarpus is the source of this 6769-nucleotide messenger RNA. Its product is annotated as NFX1-type zinc finger-containing protein 1-like. The record is from RefSeq and is a predicted model, not a curated record. NCBI's taxonomy places the organism in Eukaryota, Metazoa, Cnidaria, Hydrozoa, Anthoathecata, Hydractiniidae. Gene Ontology annotation, molecular function: helicase activity; zinc ion binding. The transcript is spliced from 4 exons. Bases 125 to 5521 code for a protein of 1798 amino acids. Gene Ontology annotation, cellular component: nuclear RNA-directed RNA polymerase complex; nucleus. Gene Ontology annotation, biological process: regulatory ncRNA-mediated heterochromatin formation.